This is a messenger RNA of Jatropha curcas, 1150 nucleotides long. RefSeq names its product cationic peroxidase 2. NCBI's taxonomy places the organism in Eukaryota, Viridiplantae, Streptophyta, Magnoliopsida, Malpighiales, Euphorbiaceae. Gene Ontology annotation, molecular function: heme binding; peroxidase activity. Gene Ontology annotation, biological process: response to oxidative stress; hydrogen peroxide catabolic process. The record is from RefSeq and is a predicted model, not a curated record.
UCUUCACUUGCACAAAACAUCAAACAUCUUCACUUACUAUCUUCAAAUUCUUAAUAAUGGAGAGAUAUACUAAUACUACUCUUAUUCUAAUCAUUUGCCUUUUCUUUGCAAGUUCUGUGCAAGGCCAAGGCACGAGAGUUGGAUUCUAUUCACGGACAUGUCCGCAAGCAGAAUCCAUAGUAAGUGCAACUGUAGCAAAGCAUGUUAAAGCUAAUGCUGCUGUUGCGCCUGGUUUAUUAAGGAUGCACUUCCAUGAUUGCUUUGUUCAAGGUUGUGAUGCUUCUAUUCUUAUUAAUGGCCCUAACACUGAAAAAACAGGCAUACCUAAUCUUGGAUUGAGAGGAUAUGAAGUUAUUGAUGAUGCCAAGACUCAACUUGAAUCUGCAUGUCCUGGAAUUGUUUCUUGUGCUGAUAUUCUUGGACUCGCAGCUCGUGACGCUGUUGUUCUGAGUGGUGGAAGAAAUUGGCAAGUGCCUACUGGACGUAGAGAUGGUAGAGUGUCAUUAGAAACUGAUACGAGAGGUUUGCCUGCUUUUACUGAAUCCAUUGAUUCACAGAAGCAAAAGUUUGCUGCGAAGGGUCUCAAUGCACAAGAUCUUGUCACACUUGUUGGAGGUCACACCAUAGGCACUACAGCUUGCCAGUUCUUCAGUUACAGAUUGUACAAUACAAGUGGAAAUGGUUCUUCUGAUCCAACCAUCAACGCCUCAUUCCUUCCCCAACUACAAGCACUCUGUCCACAAAAUGGUGAUGGGACAACGAGAGUUGCAUUAGAUACAACUAGCCAAAACAAGUUUGACACUUCUUUCUUCUCCAACCUUGCAAAUGGCAGAGGAAUUCUUGAAUCUGAUCAAAAAUUGUGGACUGAUACUUCUACAAGAACAUUUGUUCAAAGUUUCUUGGGUGUUAGAGGCUUGCCUGCAUUAAACUUUAAUGUUGAGUUUGCAAAGUCUAUGGUUAAAAUGAGUAACAUUGAAGUGAAGACAGGCUCUGAUGGUGAAAUUAGAAAAAUAUGCUCUGCAAUUAAUUAAUUUAUGACAUUAUAUCAUAUGUUAUUAUGAUUUUAGUGUUAUAAUUGAGGAAAAGGAAUUAGUUUUGUACUAUAAUGGAAAUAUGAUUACAAUAUUCAGCGUAAGCUAAUAAUAAAGGA